CACCUCUUUGCAUUCAUCUUACGGCGUAUCUCCUGUUACGUACAAUCCAUUUCUUGCAUCAAAUCAACUUCACCACAGAAUCACAACAAUGGCUCCUUCGGUCCUCGUAAUUGGUGCAGGCGGCGCAUUCGGAAGACCUCUUAUCGAGGAAUUCAUCAAGCAGAAAUCUCUUUUCUCCAGGGUUGGCAUCCUUUCAGAUCCUGCCAAAGUCUCCAAAUUUUCCGACUUCAAAGCUCAAGGCAUAGAAGUCAUUUCAGGAUCUUUCUUAGACCCCAAGCCGUAUGAAGGCUUUGAAGUUGUGGUGUCUGUAGUUGGCAAUUCCAUCAUGAGGUUGCAGCCUGCCAUGGUCGAAGCUGCCAUUACAGCUGGGGUCCGUCACUUUUAUCCAUCCGAGUUUGGAUCAGACGUCGGCCAGGAAAGCCUACGCACUUUCCGCUAUCUUCGUGACAAGCGUGUCACCCGUGACCACCUCGCCGCCAAGGCAAAGGAGCACCCAGACUUCUAUUAUACUCUAAUGUUGACUGGAAUCUUCACUGAAUGGACUGCUGAUCCGUUUUACAAUGUCGAUGUCGUGGCUCAUACUGCAACUCCAUAUGGAUAUCCGGAUAAGCCACUUCAUGUAACAUCGAUUCCUGACAUUGCGCGAUAUACCGUUGAGUCAAUUUUGUUGCCUCUGACUCCCGAUGUUCAGAAGCGGGAAAUCCGAGUAGUUGGAGAAAAGACUACCUUCCAGAAAUUUAUCGACGAUUUGGGUGAGGUACAGGAAGUUAAGUAUAAGUUGACAUACCUGGAUCCUACAGAGGCCGCCGCAAAGCAGAGAGAAGCUUGGAUUCGUGGUGAUGAAGCUGCUGAGCUGACGUGGUCCGUCAAACCAAUGGCGGCCAGUGGAGUUGCACUUGUUCCUGGGCAGCUGGAUAACGAUAAAUUUUCCUUCCGCCCAGAGUCUGUGAAAGAUACAAUGAAGAGACUUUAUGGGCAAUAAAGUUGCCUUUUGUGUUUCGGUAAAUGAGAUGCUGAUAUGGGAGAUAGACAAUAGAGGCAACUAAAAAUGAGUUGAAUAUCUGUGGAUAGGAAAACAUUUGAUAAAUAAAUUAGAAUUCAAGCUUGUU
Trichoderma asperellum CBS 433.97 is the source of this 1109-nucleotide messenger RNA. RefSeq lists its product as uncharacterized. NCBI's taxonomy places the organism in Eukaryota, Fungi, Ascomycota, Sordariomycetes, Hypocreales, Hypocreaceae. The record is from RefSeq and is a predicted model, not a curated record.